Messenger RNA from Anthostomella pinea, 336 nucleotides. Lineage: Eukaryota; Fungi; Ascomycota; Sordariomycetes; Xylariales; Xylariaceae. The record is from the annotation of a GenBank genome assembly.
AUGCAUAAGGUCUUGAGAUCACUGGCAAAGAAACACAAACUGAGCAAUCAAAAGAGGGACAACCGCUGUAUGACCAUUGACAACCUCAAAGCGGAGAUUGAGACGAGACUGAGCACGACGAGGAAGUUGUUUGACCUUGGAGAGCUCCGGAUUCUUACCAUUUUAUUUCUUCUCUUCCUGGCUCCUGCCGGCUGGUGCCUGAAAUCCAUCUUGCGGCUCCGAUUUGGAGAUAUUUGGGUUGUAUUAGCGGAAGAUCCUGACAGCGGGCCACACAAGCUUUUGAUCAACUUUACUCUUGAGUUUAUUGAGACGUAUUUUGGGACAAAAGAUGCGUAA